AAAUUUCUCCGCCGUUUGUUUUGGUACAGUGUUUGGUGCGGUACGGACGCGUUUUAUCAAGUUUAUCGUGUUUAGCCGGCCGGUAGAAACUGGUGUGAUUCCUGUGAAAAAUUAGGUGCUUCUUUUAGUUAGUUAAAUCGAGACGAUGGCGCCACAAGAUGAGGUCCAGCAGCAGGACAAACCCAUCCUCAAGGGAGCGAUUACAAUAUCGCAAAUAAAUGCCGACGAAAUAACCUUCCUUGCGAACCGCUUUUGGGCACCGGAUACAGCAAACGCGCAUGAAGCGUACAAUGCGCAAAUAAUAGAGGAUAUCUAUCGGAAAGAAAUCUGCGAUUCGCGCCAUUCGUUGCGCCGGAUCAUGAUGCUGGAGUUUAGCCAGUACUUGGAAAACUAUCUGUGGCCCAACUUUGACGGGCAAGGUGCGAGCCGUGCCCAUCUUCUGUCGAUCGUGGCGAUGGUGAAUGAAAAGUUUCGUGAAAAGGUGGAAGUGUGGCAAGUGUUCGAAAAGAGUGGUGAGCUGUUUGCGAACUUCUUCCAGCGCGUGCUGGAAGCAUGCAUCGAAGAGUGUCCCGUAACACCGGCCACGAUGCGCGAGCAGACGGCACUGCUUGUUUUUUUAAACCAUUGCUUCAACAGCAUGGAGGUGGAGAUAUGCCGCAAUCAGGCGAAGCGGCUCGUAUCGCUGGCUAUGUGGGCUUGUCUGCAGCCGAAGCGACGGGAGCAGGAGCUAAACCAAACCCCGGAAUGGCGCAAGUUCUGGAAAAAGUUACAGAAAAGGGAUAAGCCCGAGCAGAAAGAUAAGCUUGGCUGGGAGCGUCACUUUUUGCAGAAUCUAAUGAUCAAAUUUAUUCGCAUCCUUGAGACCAUUCCGUUGGAUGGGCCGGUAUGUGAGGAGGCGGUGCGCUACUGUGAGCGGUUCGUAGAGUUUUUGAUAGAUCUGGAGGCACUGUUACCGACGAGACGGUUUUUCAAUACCGUCAUGGACGAUUGCCACGUUGUCGUACGGUGCUCCUUGUCGUCGCUGGUUCGCCGUGAAGAAGGAAAUCUGUUUGCUCAGCUACUGGACAUGCUCAAGUUCUACGCCCGCUUCGAGAUAAACGAUAAAACUGGGGAUCCCCUGACUGACCACGACAUGACGCAGUUGCACUAUGCAAAAAUCAAAUCGCUCCAGAAGGCAGCAUUCGCAAAAUUUCCCAACCUACGUAUGUUCGCUCUGUCGAACGUGGCGAACGUGGAUACGCGUGAAUCGCUCGAGAAACACUUCGGUGCAUUAGAUUGCGCCAGUCUCCGGGAAAUUGCCUGCUAUCUGAACCUUGUCCCAGAGCAACUGGAGCCCCCGUUCGAGUGGCACCGGACGGAUGAGACGUUCCUGCGGGAGCUGCUAAUUUCGCGACACGAGCGGCGCGUGUCACAGCUGGAGUCGCUGAACGAGAUGCCCCUGUACCCGACCGAGGACAUCAUCUGGAACGAGAACGUCGUCCCGACGGAGUUCUACUCGGGCGAAGGAUGUUUGGCGCUGCCGAAGCUGAACCUACAGUUUCUCACGCUGCAUGAUUAUCUAUUGCGGAACUUUAAUCUGUUUCGGCUGGAGUCUACGUACGAAAUCCGCCAGGAUAUCGAGGAUGCCGUCAGUCGGAUGCUACCCUGGAAAUCGGAGGACGGUGACGUUGUGUUCGGCGGGUGGGCCCGUAUGGCUCUGCCGAUUCAAUCGUUCGCCGUGGUCGAAGUGUCCAAGCCACACAUCGGCGAGAAGAAACCGUCCCGUGUACGGGCUGACGUUAGCGUAACGCUGAACGUGCGCAAAGAGGUACAGGAAGAGUGGGAAAAUCUCCGCAAGCACGAUGUGUGCUUCCUCGUGACGGUCCGGCCAACGCAACCGAUCGGCACCAAGUACGACUACCGUGAACACUUUGUGCCGCAGGUUGGACUGGUGCAUGUGCGCGGUUGCGAGAUCGAGGGUAUGCUCGAUGCGAAUGGGCGCGUCAUUGAGGAUGGAAUUGAGCAGCGACCACAGUUGGCCGGUGAGCAGCGUACCUUCCGCGUUUGGCUCGAUUCGAACCAGUACCGGUUGGAUAUGGAUGCCACGUUACAGGCCGGCGGGGAGGAAGACGAUGGCAGGGAGGACGUGUACGAGGGCUUUAACAUCAUCAUGCGCCGAAAGCCGAAGGAAAACAACUUUAAGGCCGUGCUGGAAACGAUUCGCCAUCUGAUGAACACGGAAUGCGUCGUGCCACCGUGGCUGCACGAUAUUCUGCUCGGGUACGGUGAUCCCGGUGCGGCUCACUACAGUCGCAUGCCGGAUCAGGCACGGGUGCUGGAUUUCAAUGACACGUUUCUGGACUACGCGCAUGUAGCGAGCAGUUUCCCGACGUACGAGAUUGUGGCAGCGGAGCAGGAAAGUAUGGCCCUUCAGCCACCGUUCCGUCUUACGUUUGAGGAUGUUCCGAAGGAAAGCGAAUCCGAUACGGAGUCGGACGGCAAAGAGAAGGAAACGGAGGAUGAGCUACCGAAGCGUAUCCUCGUCGAACCGUACCGCAUUCCGAGCCGUGGUCCGUACAAGUACAACGAGCCGAAGAAGAACGCAAUUCGCUUCACGCCGACCCAGAUCGAAGCGAUCCGUGCGGGAAUGCAACCCGGCUUGACGUUGGUGGUCGGUCCACCCGGUACGGGUAAGACGGACGUAGCGGUGCAGAUAAUUUCCAACCUGUACCACAACCACCCGCAGCAGCGUACACUGAUUGUGACGCAUUCUAAUCAAGCAUUGAAUCAGCUUUUCGAGAAGAUCAUGGCGUUGGAUAUUGACGAGCGGCAUCUAUUGCGUUUGGGUCAUGGUGAGGAAUCGCUCGAAACGGAGAAGGACUACAGUCGGUACGGACGGGUGAAUUACGUGCUGUCUAAGCGUAUCGAUUUGCUCGGUCAGGUACAACGAUUGCAGGAGUCGCUAGGAGUUAGUGGCGAUGUGGCGUACACGUGCGAGACAGCAGGACACUUCUAUCUGUACCAUGUGGUGGCACGCUGGGAGAAGUUUCUGAGCGAAUUCGAAGGUGAGGGAGCUGCUGCGGCAUCGGAUGGCGAUCCGACACGUCGAGAGCAUUUCGAGCAGCAGUUCCCCUUUGUCCGGUUCUUCAAGGAUGCUCCGCUACCGUUGUUCGGUGGGGCUACGUACGCGGAAAACAUGGACAUUGCACACAGCUGCUUCCGGUACAUCUCGCACAUGUUCGCUGAGCUGGAGGAGUUCCGCGCGUUCGAGCUGUUGCGCAGUGGGUUGGACCGCUCGAAGUAUUUGCUGGUGAAGGAGGCAAAGAUCAUCGCGAUGACGUGUACGCAUGCGGCACUCAAACGCAAGGAGCUGGUCACGAUGGGCUUCAAGUACGACAACAUCCUGAUGGAGGAGGCGGCACAGAUUUUGGAAAUCGAAACAUUCAUUCCACUGCUGCUGCAGAACCCUCUGGAUGGGUACAACCGGCUGAAGCGUUGGAUCAUGAUCGGUGAUCACCAUCAGCUGCCACCCGUGAUCAAGAACAUGGCGUUCCAGAAGUACUCCAACAUGGAGCAAUCGCUGUUUACGCGCCUAGUGCGUCUCGGCGUUCCGACGAUCGAUCUCGACGGACAGGGUCGUGCACGGUCGAGUAUUUGUGAGCUGUACAAGUGGCGCUACAGUCGUCUGGGUGAUCUGGAGCAUGUCCGCAAAUGGCCAGAGUACUGCCGCGCCAAUGCUGGGUUCGCAUUCGAGUAUCAGCUGAUCAAUGUGGAAGACUUUAAUGGGGUUGGUGAAUCGGAACCGAACCCGUACUUCUAUCAGAACCUUGCCGAAGCAGAGUAUGUGGUGGCCGUGUUCAUGUACAUGCGGCUGCUUGGCUAUCCGGCAGAGAAGAUUUCCAUCCUCACCACAUACAACGGUCAGAAGCAUCUGAUUCGGGAUGUAAUUGAGUCGCGCUGUGCCAACAAUCCGAUGUUCGGCAAACCGCACAAAGUGACCACCGUUGACAAGUACCAGGGUCAGCAGAACGAUUACAUUUUGCUGUCCUUGGUUCGUACGAAAACGAUCGGUCACAUUCGGGACGUGCGGCGUCUGGUGGUGGCGAUGAGUCGUGCCCGCUUAGGGCUGUAUAUUUUCGGACGAGUGGGACUAUUUAAGAACUGUGUCGAAUUGCGGCCAGCGUUCCGGCUGCUGAUGAAUCGACCGCUCGAGUUGCAGCUACAUCCGGCAGAGAAAUAUCCCGGUGAACGUGAGCUGCUAGCUGGCGCCGGCCGUGACAGCAAUGCGUCCGCCGAUUCAUCGUCCUCCUCCGUGCGAUCGAUAAAGGACAUGACGGAAAUGGCACAGUUUGUAUAUCAACAGUAUAUGCAGCAGGUGAACGUAAUCCGCGAGGAAAUGGAAAAAAUGAAAACCCUGUUCGAGAAGCAACGCCAGGAACAGCGGCAGGAAAAGAUGGAACAACAAAUCAAGCAAGCCGAUGCGGAAGCUCAGGAAGCGGAAAAGCAACGGAAGGCGGAAGCAGAAGCGAAGAAAGAUUUUACACCCACUCCGAUACGUAACGAAAUAGCCGAUUCGGUUGUUGAACUGGUAGCCGUGCCGGCGGUGCGUCGUGGCAAGAAACGAGCUGCUGAAGAGGAAGAAGAACCGGCUCCCCAAGAAGAGGAAAAAGAAGAAGAGGUUAAGGAGCAACAGGAUGCUGAGAAGCCUAAGCCGGCUGAUGAUGAGCCGGCGCCGGAGCAGAAGGAGACUGAGGAUUAAUGAUAAGAUUUGCUGAUUGGUAACAUUCUAAUUCUUUAUUCAUCUUAAUUUUUCUUUGUAAUAGUAAAACAUGAUGAUUGAUGGUGAGCUCUUUGAAGAUGUGAAUUAAUCUUUCGGUAUAUUUUUUUAAAAUUUAAAUAGAACGAAAUUAAAUUUA
This is a messenger RNA of Anopheles stephensi (Asian malaria mosquito), 4895 nucleotides long. Its product is annotated as RNA helicase aquarius. Bases 146 to 4738 code for a protein of 1530 amino acids. Gene Ontology annotation, molecular function: mRNA binding; helicase activity. The transcript has 5 exons. Gene Ontology annotation, biological process: mRNA splicing, via spliceosome. NCBI's taxonomy places the organism in Eukaryota, Metazoa, Arthropoda, Insecta, Diptera, Culicidae. Gene Ontology annotation, cellular component: catalytic step 2 spliceosome. The record is from RefSeq and is a predicted model, not a curated record.